UAACUAUAAACACUGAGAUCAUCCACCUAGUGGAUGAAAACUGGUCAAAACUGUUUAACUCCCCUUUGGCAGACCCUGCUGCCUGGCUGGGAGCAGAUUGGGACCACAGCCACUUCCUGUUGUUAGUACAUAUUUUUAUUACGAAGUUGAGAGAUGACAGAGGAGAAGGAACAUGUGGACGAGGUAGCACCCCAGCAGGAAGAGUUAUCUGCCGAGGAUGUCCCAGUAGAAAAUCCGGCAGCCGGGGAAGAUGCAGAAACGUUGGCCACAGAGAGCUCGCCACUCAAUGUGGAAAAGAAGGAGAAUGGAGAGUGCGACUCCGUGCUGGGGGCUGAAGCGAAGAAGGCCAGUGAUGGGGAUCCAGAGGACCCCGUUAAACCCUCAGAGGAGAGCAAAGCGUUUGAGCCACCAGAAGGUGGCUGGGGAUGGAUUGUCAUGCUGGCUGCCAUGUGGUGCAAUGGCUCUGUCUUUGGCAUCCAGAACGCCUGCGGGGUCAUGUUCGUCUCCCUUAUCAAAGAGUUUGGGUCAGAGGGCGACGAGCAACUAAUCUUUAAGACAGCAUGGGUCAGCUCCUUGUCUAUGGGAAUGAUCUUCUUCUGCUCUCCUGUGGUCAGCAUAUUUACCGACGUGUUCGGCUGUCGAGUGACAGCAGUGUCUGGAGCUGCCGUGGGUAUCAUUGGCCUUCUUUCCAGUUCUUUUGUGAGCUCAUUGGGACCUCUCUAUUUCACCUAUGGUAUUUUAUUUGCCUGUGGUUGCUCCUUCGCUUACCAGCCAUCCCUUGUCAUCCUGGGACAUUAUUUCAAGAAGCGACUGGGGUUAGUUAAUGGUAUAGUCACUGCAGGCAGUAGCCUGUUCACAGUCUCAUUGCCCUUCAUCCUGAGAUAUAUGCUUGAUGUGAUUGGACUGUUUAACACAUUACGUGUCCUGUGUGUCCUCAUGUUGAUUCUCAUGUUGGCGGGAUUCACUUAUAAGCCACUUGUACCAAGACGCGGGGACCUACAGUUUAAAAGGAACGGCAAGAUUCAUUUUCCAUCAUGCUCAAAACUGUUCAAUUUCUCCAUCUUCAAAAUUAAGAGUUACUCUAUUUGGGCCUUUGGGAUCCCAGCAGCACUUUUUGGCUACUUUGUGCCUUAUGUUCACUUGAUGAAACAUGUGAAAGAGAGGUUAGGGGAAGAUGUCAAUGAAGAAAUUCUCCUGCUAUGUAUUGGUGUUACCUCUGGGGUUGGAAGACUGAUCUUCGGGAGAGUUGCUGAUUACAUCCCCGGGGUCAAAAAGGUGUAUUUGCAGGUCAUUUCCUUUUUUUUCAUUGGACUGAUGUCAAUGAUGAUCCCUGUGUGCCACAACUUUGGAGGUUUAAUCGCCGUUUGUCUGUUUAUGGGCCUGUUUGAUGGAUGCUUCAUAUGCAUCAUGGCCCCAAUUGCAUUUGAGCUUGUUGGUGCAGAAAAUGUGUCUCAAGCCAUAGGGUUUUUAUUAGGAUUCAUGUCCAUCCCCAUGAUUGUUGGUCCACCUGUUGCAGGUAUUCUGCGUGAUAAAAUUGGCUACUAUGAUGUGGCAUUUUACCUGGCGGGCAUUCCACCAAUCAUUGGCGGAGCUAUAUUAUGUUUGAUCCCAUGGAUCCAUGAAAGAACUUUGAAGGAAAAUGCAAAAUCUCUCAAUGUAGACACAGAGGAGAAAAUGUUGGAUAAUCAUACCAGCGCAUUCCUUCCCGGAACCGCUGAGGAUAUAAAGAAAGAAGACGUAUCAGUUAUAUAAUCGCCACGCUUUGCAAAAACAGAGUGCUCUGACUUUUUGUUUUUUCUAUAUUUUCUUUUUCUUUUUUUAAAUGACAAUUACCAAAUGCUAAAACUGGUGCUACAAAGCCAAAGUCGUUUGAUCACACUGAGCUGUUUGCUUGCUCCUGCACUAUUCAUUGUUUUAAUAUGAACUCACUGAAAAUGAAAGCACACACGUGUCUGGAGCCAAGGAAGAAUUGUGAAGGCCAAACAAAGAAGCUGUUUUACUCAUACCUUCAAGCGGCUGACAUAAAUUACUUGAGGGUGUAUCACAAUUAUCCUUAUGUUCAAGUCAGGGAUGAUCAAUGAGUGCACACUCACUUUUCUCCUUAUGACAACCUUGCCUACAGAAUAUUUAGGAAUAGCGGUGGCAUUGUGCGAACAUGUUUUCCCUGAUUGUCAGUUUCCUUUAUUUCUUGUUGUAGUGUUCUUUUAUUGUAUACAAGACUAGGGAUUCUAUGGAACAUGCUUACCAUAAUAAGUGCAUUUAGUAAAUCUAUGGCAGUGCACUGUAUUUGAAACAAUUAAUAUUGAAACUAAUAGAAUGAUUCAACUGA
Pelobates fuscus (common spadefoot toad) is the source of this 2329-nucleotide messenger RNA. It is a transcript of the gene SLC16A10, whose product is annotated as solute carrier family 16 member 10. Gene Ontology annotation, molecular function: monocarboxylic acid transmembrane transporter activity. The transcript has 6 exons. Gene Ontology annotation, biological process: transmembrane transport. Gene Ontology annotation, cellular component: membrane. Bases 154 to 1752 code for a protein of 532 amino acids. Lineage: Eukaryota; Metazoa; Chordata; Amphibia; Anura; Pelobatidae. The record is from RefSeq and is a predicted model, not a curated record.